Molecule: messenger RNA, 1452 nt
Organism: Pipistrellus nathusii (Nathusius's pipistrelle)
Lineage: Eukaryota; Metazoa; Chordata; Mammalia; Chiroptera; Vespertilionidae
Source: the annotation of a GenBank genome assembly
AUGAAAGUCUUCCUUGCUUUCUGUGUUGUCCUUUUGGUGUUCGGAAGUGUCUCUGAAGCUAAGUUUGAUGAUUUUGAGGAUGAGGAAGACAUAGUAGAAUAUGAUGAUAAUGAUUUUGCUGAAUUUGAAGAUGUCACAGAAGAUUCUGUUACUGAAUCUCCUCAACGGGUGGUUACCGCUGAAGAUGAUGAAGAUGAGACCACUGUAGAGUUAGAAGGGCAGGAUGAAAACCAAGAAGGAGAUUUUGAAGAUACCGAUACCCAGGAGGGAGAUACCGAGGGUGAGCCAUAUGAUGAUGAAGAAUUUGAAGGUUAUGAAGACAAACCAGAUACUUCUUCUGGCAAAAAUAAAGACCCAAUAACAAUUGUUGAUGUUCCUGCACACCUCCAAAACAGUUGGGAGAGUUAUUAUCUAGAAAUUUUGAUGGUGACUGGUCUGCUCGCCUACAUCAUGAACUAUAUCAUCGGGAAGAAUAAAAACAGCCGCCUUGCUCAGGCCUGGUUUAACUCUCAUAGAGAGCUUUUGGAGAGUAACUUUACCUUAGUAGGGGAUGAUGGGACAAACAAAGAAGCCACAAGUACCGGAAAGCUGAACCAGGAGAAUGAGCAUAUCUACAACCUGUGGUGUUCUGGUCGAGUGUGCUGUGAGGGGAUGCUUAUCCAGCUCAGGUUCCUCAAGAGACAGGACUUACUGAAUGUCCUGGCCCGUAUGAUGAGGCCAGCAAGUGAUCAAGUGCAAAUAAAAGUAACCAUGAAUGAUGAAGACAUGGAUACCUAUGUGUUUGCUAUUGGUACUCGGAAAGCCCUGGUACGACUGCAGAAAGAAAUGCAGGAUCUGAGUGAGUUUUGUAGUGACAAACCUAAGUCUGGAGCAAAGUAUGGACUGCCAGACUCCUUGGCCAUCCUGUCAGAGAUGGGAGAAGUCACAGAGGGAAUGAUGGAUACCAAGAUGGUCCACUUUCUUACACACUACGCUGACAAGAUUGAAUCUGUUCAUUUUUCAGACCAGUUCUCGGGUCCAAAAAUUAUGCAAGAGGAAGGUCAGCCUCUGAAGCUACCUGAAACUAAGAGGACUCUACUGUUUACAUUUAAUGUGCCUGGUUUAGGUAACACUUACCCAAAGGAUAUGGAAGCUUUGCUAUCCCUGAUGAACAUGGUGAUUUACUCUAUUGACAAAGCCAAAAAGUUCCGACUCAACAGAGAAGGCAAACAAAAAGCAGAUAAGAACCGAGCUAGAGUGGAAGAGAAAUUUUUGAAGCUGACACAUGUGCAAAGACAGGAAGCUGCUCAGUCUCGGCGUGAGGAGAAGAAAAGAGCAGAGAAGGAGCGGAUCAUGAAUGAGGAAGAUCCUGAGAAACAGCGCAGACUCGAGGAAGCUGCCUUGAGACGUGAGCAAAAGAAACUGGAAAAGAAGCAAAUGAAAAUGAAACAAAUCAAGGUGAAAGCCAUGUAA